UUCGUGCGUCAUUCGAGAGUCGGCUAGAGUCGGCUAUUGUCAAUCGGUCGAUUGUCUCUACUGUCUACGUUCGUACGCGGUGAUCGGUGACCAGUUUUGUCAUCGCACGUCGCCGACACGUUACUCCAACUCGAGGAUGCGCCUGGUCAGUGAGACAAGCUCGUGAUACACGCGUGUGUGUGAGUGCGUGCGCGAGAUUUCGCACUCGAUCAACGAGACGAGAAGAAAACGAUACUGUUCACAAUUUUUGACGGAGACAAGAGACUCCGUCCAUCUGUCGCUGUCCGUUCAUUUACGCCUCUGUGCUGUCGACAGAUCGAUAAAUACAUACGCGUGUGUGUGUGCGUGUUGCAUGUGUGUGUGCGCGCGCGCGCUAUCGUCGUACGACCACGCAGCGUGCUCCCGAGAGGAAAGAGCGGACGCCAAAUUGAUCGACUCGGUUGCCCGUGGCCAUAACUUGGAAUCGCCGUUGCCAGUCAUGAAGGCGAUGGUGGUGAGCCCAUUGGGGGGCAGAGUCCCCCCCGAUCAUCGCGGAGUUCUGCACAACGGCUUGGGAAUCGGCGGCACCAGGCGCGACCUCGAGGCCGAGGAGGUGGCCGCUUACCUGACCAAGCUGCGCUCCCUCGUGCCGGACAUGCCGCGCAAACGGAAGCUGUCAAAGCUCGAGGUAAUCCAGAGGGUGAUCGAGUACAUCUGCGACCUGCAGACCGCCCUAGAAGAGACGAACGCCGCGCAUCAAGACGCGACGACGACGUCGCAAUCGUCGCGACAACCCCUGCUGAACGCCACCACGACGACCGCCACGACAACCGCCUCCACCAUUGCGACGUCUAUCGUAACGACGUCGACAACGUCCGCAACCGCGACGGUCGCCGAACGGUGACCUGUCGACCGGACUAAUUAAGGUACAGGUCGCAUCUCGAGGUCAUCCUUCUCGUGGACUGACGGACAAGUCAUCCCGCUCGCGUCCCCGAAAGGGUUUUGUUCGGACGUCGCGAUAAAGUCGACUAAGAAACUCGCCCGCUGAUCCACACCUGACUUGACGUUGCGGGAGAUGGUGUCAAUCACCAGCCCCGCCGCUUCCCGGAAGAGAGAAACAGGAGACCCUUCGAUGGCGCGCCUGCACCCGAAGAGAAAAUACUAAGAGGGACGUUUUUGAGUAGAAAAGCGAAAAACAUCCCGCGCCCCCGAUUUCUUAAGGUCUUCCCUUCCCCCGCGAAGGGAAAUUGUAAAUAUACUUGUACAUAGACUCACAUCGCGCAUUCCUCACGAGAUCUCUUUCACGGUAUAAGGACCCGGGUACGAAUCCCUUUUCCUCUUUUUUCUUAUUUUUCCUCUGUAUGAAAUUUUAUCAUUCCAUUCUUUUCAUCAACCGCGUGUUAUCUCGCAGAUCGAACAUCCACUUUCGUAGUUCCGUUUUGCGAUUGAUGGAUCGUGAUAGGUAAUGCGCGAUCGUUUUCCCGGUUAGUAGUAUCAUUUUCGGCGAGAUAUAUCGGAGUACUUAGGUCAUCGGGUUCUCCGGUGGAGAGGGAAUUUAUUCGUCGUCGAUUAUCGUAAUGUACCGCGUAGUAUCGCAUGGAGACGCCGAGCUCUUUCUCCGAAAAUGUUUGCUAUCGUUCGAGUCAUUACAUUUAGCGCCCCGCCCAACUGGUCGCCGAUCGAUCGCCUUUUCUUGCACGGUCCUCUCUUGGAAAAUCGCUAUCUACGGAUAGCGAGGCGAGAUUUAUCUCGAAAUCGAAUGUUUAUGCGUGACGAUCGACUUGCGAGUCAAGCGUGCGAGAGAUUGAAUUUUCACCUAAAUUAUAUAUAAUGAUUUUAAAUCUCAAGUUUCGUUUCUUGUUAAGAUUUCACGCUCUCACCGUAUAUCGCUGAUAUCUUUUAUUAUUGUAUGAUUAUUAUAUCGUUGUUAUAUAUAUAUAUAUAUAUAUACAUAGUCCUUUAUGCGCUAAUUUAGAGAGCUAAUUUCCCUUCCUCAAUCCGCGUAAAUAGUGUAUAUUUGCGAAGACUGAAAGGCUGUAAGAAUACAUUAAUGCGCGGGCGAAUUGCACUCGCACACGAAAUAAAUACAAAACUGUGUCUACAAGUUAU
Molecule: messenger RNA, 2088 nt
Organism: Formica exsecta
Lineage: Eukaryota; Metazoa; Arthropoda; Insecta; Hymenoptera; Formicidae
Gene: emc
Product: DNA-binding protein inhibitor ID-2
Exons: 1
Coding region: 353-883 (176 amino acids)
Biological process (GO): negative regulation of transcription by RNA polymerase II; cell differentiation; circadian regulation of gene expression
Cellular component (GO): cytoplasm; nucleus
Molecular function (GO): transcription regulator activity; protein dimerization activity
Source: RefSeq, a predicted model, not a curated record